This is a messenger RNA of Lithohypha guttulata, 339 nucleotides long. RefSeq lists its product as uncharacterized. The record is from RefSeq and is a predicted model, not a curated record. Gene Ontology annotation, molecular function: proton-transporting ATPase activity, rotational mechanism. The transcript is spliced from 5 exons. Gene Ontology annotation, biological process: proton transmembrane transport. Gene Ontology annotation, cellular component: vacuolar proton-transporting V-type ATPase complex. Bases 1 to 339 code for a protein of 112 amino acids. NCBI's taxonomy places the organism in Eukaryota, Fungi, Ascomycota, Eurotiomycetes, Chaetothyriales, Trichomeriaceae.
AUGUCCCGGAGUGAUGAAAAGGCAGAGAAGGAAGCACAAAAGAUCGUCCAGAGAGCCAGAGAAUACAGGACGAAGCGAGUAAAAGAUGCAAAGUCAGAAGCACAGAAAGAAAUAGACGAGUACCGCCAGAAGAAGGAGGAAGAAUACAAGAAAUACGAGUCCGAGCAAGGGAGUGGUAACAAGAAGGCCGAGGAGGACGCCAACCAGGAAGCAGAGAAGCAGCUCGAAGGCAUCAAGAAGGCCGGAGAUGAGAAGGGCUCCAAAGUGGUCGAUGACCUGCUUAAGGUCGUAACCACGCCGCAUCCCGAAGUUCCAAGCAAGGUGUCAAAGGAGGACUAG